Molecule: messenger RNA, 3531 nt
Organism: Nerophis lumbriciformis (worm pipefish)
Lineage: Eukaryota; Metazoa; Chordata; Actinopteri; Syngnathiformes; Syngnathidae
Source: RefSeq, a predicted model, not a curated record
AUGAAGCUGAGGAAACAGGUGACAAUGUGUGGAGGGGCCAUCUUCUGUGUGGCUGUUUUCUCCCUCUAUCUCAUGUUGGACCGUGUCCAGCAUGACCCUGCAAGACGACAAAAUGGUGGAAACUUUCCACGGAGCCAAAUUUCCGUCCUGCAGAACCGGAUAGAGCAGCUGGAGCAGCUCUUGGAGGAAAACCAUCAAAUCAUUAGUCACAUAAAAGACUCUGUCAUGGAGCUCACAGACACAGGAGCAGUGUCUCCCAGUGGCCACCUGCCCUUCAGGGCUGCCAAUGGCUCCUGGGUCCUUCCCUUUGACGGCCGACCCACUUUCCUUGCUGUCAAGCCCCAGGACUGUCAGUUGGCUGCAGGCAGCCAUAGUCAGGCAGACGUUCAGAUGUUGGACGUGUACUCGCUCCUAAAGUUUGACAACCCGGAUGGUGGGGUGUGGAAACAGGGUUUUGACAUAUCAUAUGAUGCUGAUGAGUGGGACAAGGAACCUUUGCAAGUUUUUGUCGUCCCGCACUCUCACAAUGAUCCAGGUUGGGUGAAGACAUUUGACAAGUACUACACAGACCAGACACAACACAUUUUAAACAACAUGGUGGUGAAACUGGCAGAGGAUCCCCGCAGAAAGUUCAUAUGGUCAGAGAUUUCCUUCUUUUCCAAAUGGUGGGAGAGUGUGGAUGCACAGAAGCAGGAGGCGGCUCGCAAACUGAUCCGAGGAGGACAACUAGAGAUUGCGACAGGAGGAUGGGUCAUGACAGAUGAAGCCAAUGUUCACUAUUUCGCAAUGAUUGACCAACUUAUUGAGGGACAUCAAUGGCUAGAGAGAAAUAUAGGGGCAAUACCCAGCAGUGGAUGGGCAAUAGACCCUUUUGGCCACAGCUCUACAAUGGCCUAUGUCCUCAAGAGAGCCAACUUGACCAGCAUGCUUAUCCAGAGGGUUCACUACUCAGUCAAAAAGCAUUUUGCUGCCACACGCAACCUUGAAUUUAUGUGGCGGCAGCCCUGGGAAACUAGAUCCAUUUCGGACAUCUUUUGCCACAUGAUGCCAUUCUACAGCUAUGAUGUCCCUCAUACAUGCGGGCCAGACCCAAAGAUCUGCUGCCAGUUUGACUUCAAGAGGCUACCUGGCGGUCGGAUAAACUGUCCAUGGAAAGUGCCACCCAAGGCUGUGGUGGAGGCAAAUGUAGCGGAGAGGGCGGAACUCCUCCUGGAUCAGUAUCGCAAAAAGUCCAAACUUUACCGUAGCAAGGUGCUUCUCAUCCCUCUGGGAGAUGAUUUUCGUUAUGACAAGGCCUUGGAGUGGGACCAGCAAUAUAUCAAUUAUCAGAAACUCUUCGAUUACAUGAAUUCUCACCCUGAGAUGCAUGUCAAGACUCAGUUUGGAACUCUCUCGGACUACUUCAAUGCUUUGUACAAAUCGUAUGGAGUGCCCCAGGGAUCCCGACCUCCAGACUUUCCUGUGCUCAGUGGGGAUUUCUUUGCCUAUGCCGACCGCGAAGACCACUAUUGGACCGGCUACUUUACAUCCCGGCCCUUUUAUAAGAGCUUGGAUCGUGUUAUAGAGUCACAACUGAGGGGAGCUGAGAUCCUUUACACCUUGGCUGUUGCCAAUGCCCGACACCUGGGAAUGGAGGGACGUUAUCCGGUUUCAGAUUACGCCCUGCUCGUUGACGCCAGGCGCUCUGUGGGCCUGUUCCAGCAUCACGAUGGAAUCACUGGCACUGCAAAGGAGAACGUUGUCGUCGACUAUGGCACCAGAUUAUUGCGAUCACUUAUCAACCUGAAGAGAGUGAUCAUCAAUGCUGCUCAUUUCCUGGUGAUGAAGAAUAAAGAGUUUUAUCGCUUUUACCAGACAGAGCCUUUUCUGGAGACGGAUGACAGGCGUGCUACUCAGGACUCCCUACCUCAGCGCACUUUAAUUGAGCUGGAUGCUGCAGGGCCUAGGUACCUGGUCCUGUUCAACCCGUUUGAGCAGGAGCGGCUAUGUGCGGUGACCGUGUUGGUGAACACAGUCAAGGUGAGGGUGCUCACAGAAGAUGGACAGACUCUCCCUGUGCAGCUGAGUGCUCAGUGGAGCUCGGCAAGACAAAUGAGUGCAGAAGUGUUUGAGGCGACAUUCAUGGUGCGUCUACCAUCGUUAGGCCUCGCAGUCUUCCAUCUUUACAACUCUCCAGACUCUCCAAUGACACUGCGCUCAGACACCCUUCUCCGGCUGCCCGGAGGUGCUCUCACUCCUCGCACUUCGGACCCACUUCCUGUUCGGUCUCAGCUAGCUGACCCUCAGAUGUUCCACAUCAGCAGCCAGUUUCUGACACUGGGCUUCUCUGGCACCACUGGCCUCCUGGAGACUAUCAAACACAAAGAUUAUCAGGAAAUAAAGGUCCAGAUGCACUUCAUGAUGUAUGGAACUCGUACUUCUAAGGACAAGAGUGGUGCAUAUCUUUUCCUGCCUGAUGGGAAAGCAACGCCCUAUGAACACAAAGAGCCACCUGAGGUGCGUGUCGUUGAGGGGCCUCUCUUCUCUGAAGUAGUGGCAUACUACCAACACUUUCAGCAGGCAAUUCGCAUCCACAAUGUGCCAGGUGUAGAUGGCCUGUCUUUGGAUAUCACUACGAUUGUGGAUAUCAGAGACCAGAACAACAAAGAGCUGGCUCUGCGUCUGGUCACUGACAUCCAGAACGGGGAUGUCUUCUACACAGACCUCAAUGGCUUCCAGAUGCAGUUGCGUCGCCGCCUCCAGAAGCUUCCCUUGCAAGCUAACUUCUACCCGAUGCCCAGCCAGGCGUACAUCCAGGACAGCCAUCACAGGCUGACGCUGCACACAGCUCAGUCUCUUGGUGUCAGCAGUCUGGAGAGCGGUGAACUUGAAGUCAUUUUGGACCGCCGGCUAAUGCAGGAUGACAAUCGUGGGCUGGGUCAAGGCCUCAAAGAUAACAAGAGGACAGUCAACCGCUUUCGACUGCUUCUGGAAAGGAGAUCAACAGACAACAAGCCUUCUGGCUUCUUUGCCAAACUCUCCUCUUUAUUUCACUUUGUUCUCCCCAAAAUGUUGUGUGACAGAUCUGAAGAGAUGACAGAUGGUUCAACGAUAAGCUUCCCGUCUGUGCUAAGUCACAUGACCAACAGGGUCCUGAAUCACGAUGUUCUGGCUCUGCCUGUCCUGCCCAAAAGACGUGGUGUGCCACCUCUUGAAACCUAUGCGCCACUCAAGACCAUGUUCCCCUGUGACUUCCACCUUGUAAACCUACGCAGCAUCCAGAGCCAAGACGCCAACUCUCCAUCACCAUACACAGCUUUGAUUCUUCACCGUUUUGGCCUCGACUGUGGUUUGGAUGUUGCAAACUUGGGCUUCAACUGUACUACCACCCAAGGACAGAUGAAUGUUUCCGCCCUCUUUAAGAACUUGGACCUGCAACUGCUCCAGCCCAUGUCUUUGACCCUGAUGUAUUCAAGUCCACCACUGGCGAACACAUCCGCAGUCAGCCUGGAUCCAAUGGAGAUCUCCACCUUCAAACUCAAACUACGGUAG